GAGGCCUUCUCAAAUAGGUUCGUUACAAUAUGCUUUUCGAAAAGUCAUUAACAUGUGACUUUGAUGAUAUCAAAUCCGAGGAAGUUCUCAUUCUUUUUCCUGUUUUGUAUCAGUCCGGUGACUUGAUACAAUGCAUUUCAAAAGUUUCAAUUACACAUAAUCUUCGUCAUCUUCUGGGUAAUCUAAUCAACACUUUGAAUUCCCUUAGAAGUGUGAAAAUCCCUAUACUAUGGGAAGAAACAUGCACCGAAUAUUCUCUGUCUUCUAUUCCUUCAUUUCCUUCCCUCGCUCUAAAUUACGAAUCACAAAAUGCUUUGGGGAAGUUAAAAACACUCAUGCUCCUUAUCAUUCAUUUAUGCAACGAUAAGCCAGAUCCAAAAUGCUCGCUAGAAAGCUGUUGCGAACUCAUGGAAGCUGAAGCUCUGGAAACUGAAGUCUUUAUUAUCUUAUGUUUUAUAUUCCAUGGUCUUUCGAAUUACCACUUAGUUGGGAAGUUCUUUUGUGGUUAUUUGGCUCACUGUAAUACUGUCAAUCACAGUAUUUUACUAAAGUUGGCAGUUAACUUACCCUCUGAUUGGUGGCCUAUAGUCCACGAAUUAUGGAAGCUGGGGAAGUCUCUUACAACCAAAUCCUGCUGUCAGGGUGACAAUUUGCAAGAUAAGGAUGGAAUCCAGCGUAUUCCGCAUACCAAGUCAAACGUUGGAGCCCAUUUAAACCCAUUUUCAUUGUCAUGUCGUAUUCAAACAGUUUUAUUUUACCUGGUAAAAUUAAACCCACACGAUGCCGUUACAGUAGUGGAGAAUUGCAUUACCACCCGUCAGUUUCCAGGCUUAGUUUUGGAUUUACUUUUUGGAUUGAUCAAUAAAGAGGGUUAUACCUUGAAUUUUUUGAAGAGGAUUUUGCUAGACAGUGGACAAGACAUUCGAUCUUGGAUGAGCAAUUUUCUGAAGCUUCCAUCUUCAUCAUGGUACUUGGAUAAGCUAAGCCAUCAUUUUAUAAAAAUCACUUCUUGCCUUAUACCACGUGAUUCUGCAAUUCCUUUGGAUGAUAACACGAUUCUCACUGCGUUAACAUUACUUCGUGUGUUAGCUGCAUUUCGUGGUUUUAUAAAUUACAAUUUCCCACCAGAACUGUCGCAAAAGUUAUUGAUUCUUCUUACACAUCGAACAGUUGUUUCUGAACGUGGCUUACAAUAUAUCAGUUAUUCGCUCGCAUUCUUAAUUGGGUUACGUUCAAGUUUGGCAACAGGAAUAUCUUCAGAUACUAAUGGCGUAAUGCACAAUAAUAGUCGUGUUCCUGCAAAUACAACAGAUAUUGAAAAUACAAUUGUAACUUGGCUCCAACGUUUAAUAGAUGAACAAGAUAUUUUCAAUUCACUAACUCAAUCAUCAUCGUCAUCUUAUCUGCGUAAUUGUAAUCAAUUUUCAAAAACAACAUCGUACAUUGAACCUUUACUGCUUUUAGCUAUCUUAUUUCAUACAAAUCAACCUGGACCAAUUACUGAACUAAUAUCAACUUUACUUGGUCUACGUAUACCAUCACUUGGACGAACUAUCAAUGGAUGGCGUAAAUUAUUUUUCCAAACUGUUUUUACAGAAAAUAUGAUUGCUAAUCAAGUUGCACGAAUUCCAAUUACGCCAAAAUUGAGUCGACAUUUAGUUGGUCACUUACCAACUCAAUGUAUGCUACAAUUACUUAAAUCGCAUGCAUUUGCUAAAAAUAAACUACAUACUAAGAAAUGGAUUAUUGGACAGAUACGUGAAAGUGUACGUCCAAUUCAUCCAUUGUUACCAGAAUUAUUAGAAGCACAUAUUACGCAUUCGUUUACUUCCAAUUCUAACAAUUCAUCGUCAUUGAAUAGUGAUAUUCCUAGUAUUACUAAUAGUAUUAGUAGCAGUACUAUUACUACCAAUCCUACUGCUUCAACAGCUUAUAUCAACUUAUCAUUAAUUUCCGAACAGGAAUUAAUCAAUGAAUUCACAAAUUCUAAAUCUUCUAAUUUGAUUCAAUUUUGUGCACCAGGGAUUCAUUUACAAUCGAAAAUUAAUCAUAAAUCUGUAAAUCGUUUAUAUAUUUCAACUACAGAACAAGAUUUUACUCCGCAAUUAUUAUUUCUAUAUUAUGCAUUUUUUGUUUUCGAUUAUCAGUUCAAUUUACGUUUAACAUCUAAUCGACAUCGUUUACUUAAUGAACCAUCAUGUGUUUAUUCCAAUAAACUAUGGGAUAUUAUACCUAUAACAUAUCUUUUACGAUAUGCUCGUGCACAUUUAUCAGAUUAUCGCUCUCUAUAUCCAAAAUUAUUACAAUUGGUUACAAAUCAUUUUCCGCAUUUAACUAUGGGUGAAAUGAUGAUACAAGAUGAAUUAUUACUUGAUUCAAUAUGGAGAUCUGAACACGAACCUAUUCGUGUUCUUUGUAUUAACAAAGCUGAAACGAAUUUAUCACCGGUGAAUAAUACAACAACAAUCAUAACAUCGAGAGUAAUGACGAACCAAACAAAUUUUGUUUAUCAACAAUCGAAUUAUCCUUUGCCAUUCCGUGAAGAACAAUUAAAUCAAGCAUUUGAACAAGUAAUUUCAAAGCUAUCAAUAUCUAUUGAACAGCCAACAACAUUGAAUAAUCUAUCUGAAAUAUGUCCAUUAUGGAAAAAUCUUAUUUAUAUGAUUAAUCAAUUGAUACAAUCAAUAGAGAUAUUCGGUUUAGAUUGUUUAUUAAAUUUUGGUCCAAUCUUAGCUGAACAAUGUCCAAGACUACUAUUAUUACAAGGUAAUGGUGGAUUUUUAGGCGUCAAUCGUAAAUUUGUACAUUCUAUGGAACUUUUAUGGAGACGUUUACAUUUGAUUAUGCCAAGACGAUUGGAAUUAAUCACUAUGAAUAGAAUACGAUCGUCUAACAAUGAUCCUCCAACAACAUACACAUCAACUGCCAUGACAACAAGUAUAGGUACUACAAAUCCCCUUGACUUAUUUAUUGAAGCUAGCAAUCUCAUCAGUAGUAGACGAAAACCUUUAUGCAGUUUAGAUUUAUGUACAGAUCCAGUUGAAAAUGUUAUGAGUGAAGUAGAUAGAAAAGUUUUUCGAUGUCCGUCACUUCUUCGUUUAUUUCUACGUAUAUUGGAAUCAAGUUUAUUAGCAUCCAGAUCAUAUUGGGCACAUAGACUUGUUGACAGAGUCCAACCUAUACGUGGAACAACCACAAAUUCAACUGUAUAUAAUACCCAAUCAACAACGUCUAUGCCAGCAACAAUGAUGAUGCUUUCUUCAACAAAUAGUGGAACACCAUUAUCUGGUUCUCCUAUUCCUAGUACUAAUGCUGAUUUGUUAAAUCAAGAUACAUCUAGUUCAACCACAAACUAUCCGAAAUUUAUUGGUUCUUCCAAAUUAAUUUCUACUGAUUCUAGCCAACAACAACAACAACAGGUUAACAGCAUAUCUACCGUUGCCCUAACAACAUCAUCAAUAACUACCUCUCCUACGUCUACAUCAGUAAAUACAACUGUUUCUACUUCUAAUACAUUAUCUUCUGCACAAAUAUACAAUGAAUCUAAUACAAAUAUUUCUCCUCAAUCAGUAGUACCAAUUAAUAAUGAAGAAUGUGAACGUUUAUGUACAAACAUGUUAUUAACACAAGAUUCAACUAUUAUUCAGUUAUUGCUAGAAUAUUGUUUACCAACAGAAGAUGAAAAGAAACUUGAAUCAGAAAUUAGUAUUCUUCGUGAAAUACGUAUUACAAUUUGUACAUUUAUACAUUCAUUAUUCAUUGCUCAACCUGUACUCGCAGAGAUUAUUGUUUGGCAAACGUAUCCUCGUGCAUUGAUCCCUAUCAGUGCUCAAGCCAUCCCAUCAUUACAUAUCUGUUUGGAUACGGUUAUUGAUGUAUUUCGAAUGAGUGGAGAUUAUGCCAAAAUGGUAAGCUGGAACUUAUUUUCCUUCAGCUUUUUUAUUUAUUUAAUUUUUUGACAGUUCAGUUUUAUAAUUUACAGUUGAGUAUGUAAUUAAAUAGAAUGGUACAUAUAUAUACUACUUAUAAUUUAAUCAGCUUAUUGUAUAUUAGUUUAUAUAUAUUCAAGUGUUAGUUAUCAGUGUUAUGAAUACUUAUGAUACUGAUGAAAUGAACGUCAAUAGUUUCCAUGUUGUCUCUUAGUUGUAAUUAUUAUUUGGUAGAAAAUUAUUUCCUUUUUAGUCAUGGGAAUCAGAUAAACAUUGAUUUAAAUAUCCGAUUUGGUUUGGUUAGUUUUUCUUAUUUAAAUCAAUGUAGAAAGUAAUGUUUUGUUUUGUUUUAUCUAUACGGUUGUAUAAAUUUAAAUCAUGAAAGAAUUAGACAAACAACCGAUGUUGUCAAUUGUGUUUUGAUUAAAUUUUCAGUAACACCACAGUUUAAUCGAAUGGCUUUUGUAAAGUGAUAUCAUGUAUGGUUUAAAAUAUUUUUCUCUACACUAAUACGUUACUACGAUAAUGAGACUAGUCAGAUCUAGCAUUCACAACCUAGAAUAGAGAACCAGGUUAACACUAGAUAAUACUUUAUUCAAUACCGCUGCAAGAAGUCACAAUCAGUGAGUUCGCGAUAGAAAUUAAUAAGAGGAAAGGAAAUCACAUUUAAUGGUCAGUAGACUAAGUACCUGUUUGUCUACGCUCAGUGACCAAUCCAUAGUUUACUUUCACUACCGCAUAUCAUAAAGUUAGGUACUGUGUUUAGAGCAGUGGAGACUAAAAUGUGCUUUACUUUCUGUUCAGGACUCAUCAAUUGAAUGUGCCUCUAUUUCAGUAUCAACGUUCACAUUAGGACUUCAACCCGGUCAGUCAUCUUUUGUUUCGAUCACUAACUCCUUAUCCAUUGAACUACCCACUCCAGAUAGCGAUUCAAUUAUUCAAUGAAUAUAAUGUUUAUUAUUCAUUAUUAAUUGGGUUUAAGAUGUAAGUACAUCCAGCUGAUAAGUCCUAAAUACAAUGAGAUUUGUAUCGUGGCUUCCAAUCUUCUGGUCGAAAAUGGUCUAUUCUUUAAAAAACUUGCAACAAACUGGGUAUAUCAAGGCAAUCCACAAAGUGUGCACAAACAUACUGUCUGGGCCUUAACAUUGAUUAAAUUCCACCAACUAAAAAUGUAGAAUUCUUUUCACUAAACUAAAUAUUGUCAAUAUUUUUCUAUCCCACUGACUAUUCCAUCAUGAAAUAUUUCAAAAAUUAUUGUCAUUAGUAGACGCUUCAAUUGACUUUAAGCAUAUUAUUUUUCUCUUAUAAUGGGAAAUGAUUUUUUUUUUACUGAAAAAAUAAAACGCAUGACAUAAUUGACGAAUAUCAGUUUUUUUCAAUUCUACAGAUGUAUUCCUUAAAAAAACUCAGUCUGUAUCACAUGAUGGUAGAGAAUUUUUGUAGUUCCGGAUGAGAAUGUUCGAGGUGUUUUAGUCUCUAUAUUUAUUUAUUUGAACACAAAUAUUGAUACAAAGGAGCACCGAAUACAUAUUCGCCACACAGGUCAAUUGAUUUGUGUGUGGGCUGUGGUACUGCCCGGUUGCCACACCCACAAGACAGUGGAGCAACGUCAGGAACUGUAGUCCCAUGGUAGCCGGUGACUAACAAUUGGUUGAUACGCCAUUUAUUCCCUCAGGAUGCUGGAGCCCAUGUGCACCAUUGGUUUGGAAUCAGGGUUUUCCAACUCCUCUAAGUGGACCCUCCGUAUCCACCAAUCCGGUUAAAGCGACAGAUAUUCGCUUUUCGUCCUCUCAAUUUCGUAAACAACACCGCCUCGAGGAGACAGUGAGUAGGACUUCCCUGGUACUGGCUGUAUACGCGUGAUCAUAUGAGGGCGAACUCUCCUCCACCCUCGGCCGUACCAGGACAUUUGGGGGCGUAGUCUCUAUGGUUAGAUUACCAGCAGUUAAGUGCCUAAAAGUAUGCUUAAUUAGUAGUGUCAUUUAUAAGUGAACAAUAAGACUUUUUCAAAUAAAUUCUCAUUAUUCAAAAUAAUGACGAUUAAGAUGAGAAAAUAAAGAGCUUCAGGCAGUUUCUUUUUUGUAAAUAAUAAAAUAUGUACAACAUAUGCAUUUUGGAAUUUUAAGUAAAAUUAGAUUGCCUAUGUAGUUUAGCAAGAUUGUGAAAUUAAUAAUCGGAAUAAUUAUGAUCGAAGUAGAAUAAAACGAAUAUAUUUUUUGAGGUGAUAGGUGGCGGACAACGGUACUAGUAGAUGAUUUUUGGCUUUCUAAACUCAGACAAUACAAUUUCAUCAAAGUUUCGAAUAAUAAUCAUAUCAAAUAUUCGAUAAGAAAUUAUGCUAUUGAAAUGAAUGAUAUGAAUUAGAUAAGGAAUAUUAGAGAAAAAAGGUUAAAUUAGUGGUAGACGGAAGUGAAUUAUUCAUCUGAUGUAUAAUAUAGGGUAGGGUAAACCAGAAAAUUAAUCAGAUACAUCCUAGAUGUAAAUAUAAUGGGGGAAUAGUGAUAUAUAUCUAUUAGACGUAUCAGAUUGCACUUUAUGUUGAGUAAAAUUGUCCACUUAUUAGUUCUGAAGCUGGUCAAAGUAGUAGAAGAGGUUAAACCGGUUUUUUAUGGAAUUCAGAACUCAGGGCGUUUCUUUUUUUACUUGAACAGUUAUUGCUUCCAUCGUUUGAGAAAUUUCGAGAUUAGAUCACCUAUUGUGACGUGUAACUUUUAACAGUAAAGGUUGCUAAAAAUCAACGGUUAUCGUUUGUUUUAUGAUAUAUUUGAACUGUAUUAACUGCGAUCGAACCAUUUACGAUUGUGACUGAAAUAAGAAUCUAAAUUCUUAGAACACUGACCAAUAUAACUUACUUCAUUGAAACAUUUGUAUUGAUAAAUUCAAAAAAUGGAUUUUUUCCGUUGAUAAAGCUCCAUGGUUUUUAUUCAGAAUGACUUAUGCACUAAUCGUUCGUACACCCCUGCCUUGUAUGUUGAAUCGCCUAUUGGAUUAUCGCUAUUACAAGGUGUUGCGUAGAUUGUUGAAUUUAAAGUUUCACAUUAUGGACUAAAUCGAGUUGGACAACCAUUGAAUACCAGUGUACUCUACAUAACUGUUUGACCGUAGUAUUAUACAUAAUACUCAUGCAUUACCCAACUAGCGAAUUAAUCCAAAUGCCUUCGUACCUCACGAUGGACACUGGAUCUUCAGAUUAUUUCAGUCAAUUCGUGAUAUUGUACGAUCAUCAUUCAUCGUCACGAUUGGCACAAGUACACAAAUAAAUAGAUAACUUCAGCCUAAUUAAAUAAGCAAAAUAACUUGAUAUAUAAUAUUCAUCUGUUACAUCUGUUAAACACACUUUGCAUUUAAUCGUAACGCUCCACAUACGUAGGUACAAUACCAUUAUAAUUAUGUUAAAGUAUUUAUAUUACUCUGUAAUCCUCUGGAUUCCAACCGGUCACUGUGUACAUCAAAUUGUUUGUUUCCGUAAGGUAUUUCUCAUUGAUAGACUAAUGAUUUUGAUAAUUGAAUUUGGACAGAAUUCUUUUGGGUUAUGUCAAAAUAAACUCUGAACGUCAGUCUCAAUCAUCAUCUCUUUAUAUCUAAUAACAGUAAAUAAUAAAUAUGCCUUGUUUUUUUUUAAUGAUCACUAUCUAAAGUUGUAAAUAAAUGGAUAGUAUUUGUCUGUUCUUAUGGAUAUUGUCGUAAAUUUCAGUGAGUGGGGUUAGAGAGAUGUAAAUAAACAAAAAUUCUUUUGAAUAAGAAGAAAAUCUCUAGUCUUUGAUGUUGUUUCUUUCUUCAUUAUACGUCCAAGUGUGUGUGUGUGUAUGUGUAUGCGUAGAAAAAAUACCUUAAACUGUGUCAUGCAUCCUAAACAUCAAAUGUCAAUGAGAUCUGUUCAUUUUAACUUUUGAAAAUUAUAUUUCUGUUUGUUCUUGUCAUUGUUGUCAUUGAUUU
Messenger RNA from Schistosoma curassoni, 7865 nucleotides. NCBI's taxonomy places the organism in Eukaryota, Metazoa, Platyhelminthes, Trematoda, Strigeidida, Schistosomatidae. The record is from the annotation of a GenBank genome assembly.